GACAAUGACAUGCCAUCAAAUCCACAGUAACCGCAAACCUUACACUUCUAUUGCAGCACACAGUUUGGGCGAUUAAUCCAAUCCAAUCCAAUUCAGAUUCUAACAAAAACAAGUAAUUAACCAUCAAAUUCCGAUUUUCACCUCAUGAUUCCAUGUGAGUAUUCAUAUUUUUGAAAAUCAAUUCUAGCUAAUCUCCUUUCAUUUCAAUGAUCCAAUUGAUUAUAUGCCAUUGACCCUUUAUAGUUUACUCAUCUUCCAUCAAAAUAUUUUGAUCAAAAUUUGAUCUUUUUCCCUCCCUGAUAGAAACCCCUUUUAUAAACCCUUUUUUCCAUCAUGUUGAAUAAUGGAUACAAAUUAAAGCAACGUAGUAGUAGUGCUAGUGCCUACAUGUGCAGGAAUCAAGUACUUGUUAUGUCUUUUACAUUGAUGCUAAUGCUAGUGAUUCUCUUUUUAGUAUUUGACAAUGUUCAUGAUAAUGAUAAUGAUGGUGUAGAAGUAAAAGUAAAACCAACUUUAGCUUAUGAUUCUCAUAAGCAAAAGUGGAAUAGCUUUGAUUCUUUAGUGAAAUUGCAUCCAACAAGAGAGUUCAGGAAUGGAACAGAUUUGAUAUGGCAAGUACCAGAAUCACCUAAAGGUGUUCUUUUUCUUGCUCAUGGUUGUAAUGGAAAAGCCAUUAACUUUUGGGACAAAUCGUCUGAAUGUCCUGAAUGUGUUGGUUUGCCGGAAGAACGGUUGCUUGUACUUCAUGGUCUUGCUGAAGGUUUUGCUGUUAUUACUGUUUCAAGCGCGCGUAGAUGUUGGAGUUAUGGUAAUAAUGAAGUGUUGAUUGUUAAAGAUAUUCUAGAAUGGUGGAUUGGUGAGAGGAAGCUUGAGAAACUUCCGCUUGUGGCUUUAGGUGCUUCGUCUGGAGGAUAUUUUGUAUCGUUGCUUGCGACUGUUAAGAAGUUUAAUAGUAUUGUGCUUAUGAUUGCUGAAGGAAUGUAUGAAGAAAUUGAUAUUGAGAAGGAUUAUCCUCCGACCCUUUUCGUUCACAUGCCAAAAGAUUCUUAUAGACAGCGGAAAAUUGAUGAAUAUGUUGAGGUUUUGAAAGGUAAAGGAAUUGAUGUUGGUGUUGUUGAAUGUAUGGAGUUUCCGUUGUUGCCCGAUACUUUAAUCGAUAGGAUUCCUGGUAUGGAUCAACAUCUUUCUAGAACUUUGUUUGAAGUCUUUAAGGAAAGGGGCUUGAUUGAUGGAAAUGGAUAUAUGAAGCAAGAUGGACGGAAAAUAAACUGGCGAAAGGUUAUUCAAGAGAGGAUAAAUCUCGCGAUUGAUGAGCGUUUGGUUCCUCAUGUCCAGGAAGAGCUAAACCUUGCAUUUGCUUACCAUGAGAUGACAAGUGUGCAUUCUGACCAGAUUUUUAAAUGGUUUGAAUCUCAUUUGAGCUGAUUAGAUUUUGCAAUGCUCUUUGGUGUUUAGAUUUCUGUCUGAAUGUAAAAAAUUUAUAGCAUAUUGCCAUGUAUUCCAUUGAAAGUUGAAAUCGGUUUUUUAAAAGAGUGAGGACCUAUCUUUUUGUUCAAUCUCAAGGGCUAGAACUCAACUAUGUAAUACUGCCAGAAGUUUUUAUCAAUUGAAAAGGUAUGCCUCUGACCUUUUGUGCCAAAAUUAUUUGUGCUUUAGCAA
Messenger RNA from Vicia villosa (hairy vetch), 1659 nucleotides. RefSeq lists its product as uncharacterized. The transcript has a single exon. The record is from RefSeq and is a predicted model, not a curated record. Bases 334 to 1425 code for a protein of 363 amino acids. NCBI's taxonomy places the organism in Eukaryota, Viridiplantae, Streptophyta, Magnoliopsida, Fabales, Fabaceae.